This is a messenger RNA of Penicillium chermesinum, 2493 nucleotides long. Its product is annotated as SAM and PH domain-containing protein. The record is from RefSeq and is a predicted model, not a curated record. NCBI's taxonomy places the organism in Eukaryota, Fungi, Ascomycota, Eurotiomycetes, Eurotiales, Aspergillaceae. The coding region runs from base 1 to 2493 and encodes 830 amino acids. Gene Ontology annotation, molecular function: protein binding. The transcript is spliced from 3 exons.
AUGGACGCCCAGUAUGGCUACAACCUCAGCUAUAUGAUUCCUCGCAAGGAGGAACCGCUUCCUCUAUUCCCUGCUCGAACUACCAUGCCACGGCCCCUGUCAGAGGCGACUGAGAUAUCCGACGAGGAAGCCGCUGCAUACCUCUACGAUUCACCCAUGAGAAGUGUUGCUUCGUUUGGGACUGGAAGUGUUUCAACGGCUUCAACCCCCGACCAAGUGACCACCCCAGAAUCCACUGGCCUCACUGCCUUUGAUUUCCAUAUCGAGGAUAAGAAUACUCGCGGACCCUCAGGGCCUCAUUUGUUCAGGACAUCCGUCGUCUCUGAUCAUCAGUCAGCGCUGGAAGUUGACCUCAUGCUGGAGCCGACACCUGGUACCGCCGUUGCUCCUUUCCACAACAGAGCCUCUAAGCUGGAGCCAUAUCGACAAGAUACCCCACUUCCAAGUCAUCUUACUUCAGUGACCCCCCAGCCACAAUAUGAACCUAGAAUCGAGCGGGUCUCGAGUUUUGGAACAAUGGCUACGGCUGAUUGGUCACCCCAGGACGUCGUACAAUGGAUGCAAAGCCUAGGAUUCGAGAGCGAUAUCGUCCACAAGUUCUUGCAGAACGACAUCUCUGGUGAAAUUUUGCUUGAGCUCCAGUCUGAAGACCUGAAGGAACUCGACAUUUUGUCCUUUGGUAAGCGACGUCGGAUUAUGAGUUCUAUUCAGAGCCUUAGGAGUGGUUCUUCUGUGUCUGGCAGCUCUGUCCCAAGUUCUUCAAGAAACUCGGGUUCAACUGCGGAGAUUCAGUCUACUGUGCGAACUUCAACCAUGAUGUCCAGCACCAGCCGUCACCAAUCAAGCAUUGGCUCUCAACAGUCAAACAGCAGUUACAACUCCUGUCCUUCAACCGAUGAAGAUAGCGUUGAGACGAGGCCCAGACGUCGUCGCCAGCAGUCUAGUCCAGAGAUCCACCGGACUAGUGAUGUCCAGCCUGGUGACUCCGUCUCAAUUGUUGCUAUUGAGCAGCUAUUGCCCAAGAUGCAUAACUGCUCCAAGGGUGAACAUUGUCGCAAGUGGCAGAAACAGCAAGCGAAGAUUGCUCGGCUGGCUCAAGAUCUGCCAAUCCAGGCUUUUGGUGGUCGUGCUAUUCUUACCGGCGACCCAGGGAAUCCACUCACAGCACCAAAUCUCCUCAAGUCCCCAACUAAAUCUGAGAUCACACCCUCCAUUGUGGCCUCUUCUGAUGCAAUGGGUGUUGACCGACCGAGUACGAUGCAGUUGUCGCAGGAGCGUCUGAAGGAAGUUCAGCCACAAGAUCCCCAAGAAAAUGUUCGCAAUUACUUGAACUUUCAGAGCUUGUCGAAGCUGCAGACCGUCAAUGACCCUCCAACCCCCCCUCGAGAAUCGCUUCCCUCGCCGGAUUCCGAAUCUCCAGAUUCUGCUAAAAUCACACCCACCUUGGCAGAUAAUCUUCGUGGCCUGCCUAGACUGCACAUCCCCAGUAUGCACAGCAUUGCUAGCACUGUUCCCACUGAAAACUGGUCGGCCCUCAAGACUGUUACGCCUUCUAUUCUGACAAAACAUCAUCAACUCCACCCAGACGAGAUGACGGCUAUUCCCGGAGGGCUGCAAGCUCAAUCUCGCGGACCCAUAGCAUCACCUGGUGACUUCUAUCGCUACGAUCCGACCUACAGACAGGAAACUCCGUUCUCAGAAGUAGAUGUUCCUGUGACUGCAAUUCCCGUCGGCCCCGUUGCGCGCGAAGAAUCCCAAUCGGUGCCUCCCAACAUGCGCUUCGGUAACAGGUUCUUCAUGCCAGUGGAUCCCAUUGUUCGCCCGUCGUCCACAAAGCAAGAGCCUCAUCAUCGACGGUGUCCAUCAGCACAGGGUGGCCGUAUGCUCAACCCACUGAAAGAAGACAAGGUGUUGACCCCAAUCGAGACACCCGAAGACUUGAAAAACACUCCCCGCGCGCCCCACUGCCGGAACAAUCUCUUCGUUAAUGCUCAAAAUGGCCAUGGGCCCAACGAUGCGACUCACAGUGGUUGGAUGAAGAAGCGCAAGACCACUCGCCUCCUCCGCCAUGAAUGGGAAGACCACCACUUCACCUUGAAGGGCACCCAGCUCUCUAUGCACAAUGAUGAGGAAGCUGCUCGCCGAAACUCCAAAGCUCUCGAGCGCAUUGAUGUGGAUGACUACGCAGUGGCAUGUUCAUCGCUUGCGUCCAACUCAAAGUUGACUGCAGCUUUCAAGAAGACUGUUUUGAAGCGGCGAGACAAUAUUCCUGAGGAAUCGGCUUUUGCAUUCUCCUUGAUCCCAGCGCCCAACAACAAUGGCAGCGCCAUUGAUCGCAAGACCUUGUUCUUGAACAGCGGAAAGUCUCAUCAUUUUGCCGUGAAGACACGUGACGAGCGCAUCGACUGGAUGCGUGAGCUUAUGCUGGCCAAGGCUCUAAAGCGUGGACGUGAAGAAGGUGCCUCCGUCAACAUGAAUGGCAAUAUGAUUUGA